UUGUUUUGUCGUUCCCAGACUAUUUUCUUUCCUUCUCCUAAUGUUCCCUUCCCCAGCCAGACCUACUUCUCCCUUCUAGAAGGUCAAUGUAAUAAUUACAUUUAAUAAAAGUGAUGAAACCUCUACAUCGUACCUAUAAAUGAUAACCUCCCCUUCACCUUCUCCCUCGGAAUACAUAAACAAAGUCUGCUAUUUUCUUCUUCAAAUUUCCAUUUCACCCCACAAUGGCCGCUCCCCGUGAAAUAGAGGUAACCAUCUCCUCCGCCAAAGACCUCAAAAACGUGAAUUGGCGCUACGGCCCCUUAAGGCCCUACGUCGUCGUCUGGGUGGACCCAAGGAAUAAGUGUUCCACUAAAGUGGACGAGGAGGGUGACACGUUUCCCAUCUGGGACGAAACUCUAUUCAUCCCUCUCCCUGGUUCAUUCAACGACGACACCACCCUCUUCAUCGAUGUCGUCCACGCCGGCUCCGAGGAGGACACCAAAUCUCUCAUCGGUUCCGCUAAGCUCAAGCUCCGGGAAGUCAUCAACGACGCCGGCUUUGGAGAACGCUACAAGAAAACGCUCCAUCUGAAGCGACCCUCAGGGAGACCCCACGGAAAAGUUGACGUCAAAGUUUUAAUCAGAGAGCCACGCUAUCAAGCGCCCGAUCCGUACCGUGCACCUCCCUAUGGGGUCCCACCACCGGCUUCAAGAGAUUACUCAGCAGCUCCACCAGCUUAUGGUUACCAAUACUCUCAGCCGCCACCGCCACAAAAUCCUUAUUACAACGCGGCCCCACCAACUGGCUACCCCUACAGUGGUUACAAUUAUAGUGCUCAGCCUGCGUACGGGCAGGCUCCAUACGGUGAGGGAAGUGGUGGGUACUCUGGGCAAGAGGAGAAGAAGAAGAGCAAGUUUGGAGGGAUGGGGACAGGAUUGGCUGUGGGUGCGGCUGCGGGGAUUUUGGGUGGACUCGCAUUGGCGGAGGGCGUGGAUGCGCUGGAGGAUCAUUUCGAAAAUAAGGUGGCGGAGAAGGUUGAAGAUGAUAUUGGAUACGACGAUGGUGGUGACGAUUUCUAAUUUUCUAGACUGUUAAUUAAUCAAUUAAUGUAAUGGCCAAACGUGGUGUUGGUUUGGUCUGUUGAAUGAUGUUGUUCUUUCGAGUUGAUGCGACUUUAAAUAUGAGUUUUGGAUUCUGGGAUUAUGGCUAAAUGCCCUUCUUAAAUUAAAAAAAAAAAAAGGGA
Durio zibethinus is the source of this 1225-nucleotide messenger RNA. RefSeq lists its product as uncharacterized. The record is from RefSeq and is a predicted model, not a curated record. Lineage: Eukaryota; Viridiplantae; Streptophyta; Magnoliopsida; Malvales; Malvaceae. Gene Ontology annotation, biological process: defense response.